AUGACAUUAGAGGAUUUCGAAAAGUCAUUAGCAGAAAGUCAAGAAAAGAGACACGAGAAAAGCGAUAGGGACCGACACUAUCGAGACCGCCGUGACCGUCAUAGUGACCGUCACAGCGACCGCAAAGCGGAAUCGAGGUACCAUCGUCACUCGCGACCCGGUCAUCAUAGUCGGCGCCAUUCGUCGAGAUCCCGCGACCGCGGAUCUGAGAGGGAUCGUGAAUCUCGCCGUCACGACCGCCACGACCGCCACGACGAUGAUGGUCACCGACACAAGCGCUCACGUCACUCGACUGAAAAAGGGGACGAUGAACAUGCACGGAAGCGAUCUAAAGAUGUAGAGGAAGCUUCUGCCCCGAAGGAAACUGUUCAAGAAGAAGCUAUUCAAGAGGAAUCUGCUCUGAAACGAGACUCCUGGAUGGAAGCACCUUCGGCACUUGACAUUGAUUACGUUCAGCGGCGAAAGCCUUCGCUCAUUGAAGAAGAUUCGAAGCCCAAAAUGCUAUCGGCGGACUUCGAGCUUAAAAUUCACGAAAAGGAGCUAAAUUCUCAUCUUCGGGACCUUAGAGAUGGAAAGGAUUUGGAGGGCAUCAGCGAGGAACCUGCUCAGCGCAAGGUGGAUUACACGUUUGGGGACUCGGGGUCCCAGUGGAGAUUGACUAAGCUCAAGGGUGUGUACAGAGAAGCUGAGACAAGCGGUAGGCCUGUGGAAGAUGUCGCUAUUGAACGCUUUGGAGAUCUUGAAUCAUUUGACGACGCCCGAGAAGAAGAAAUUGAGAUGGAUCGGCGCGAUACUUAUGGCAAAUCCUACGAGGGCAAGGAAAAGCCAAGUGGAGAGUUGUUUCAAGAGCGAAAACUUAAGAACCCAGUCCACAGAGAUGUUCGCGAUUCAUCUGAGGAGUCUAAGACCGAGGGCCAGGGCCAGAGAAUGGACGUUCAACCACCUUCCAACUCCACUAAGCCUCUGGAUCUGACGGCAUUGAACCGCCUCAAGGCACAGAUGAUGAAGGCCAAACUGAAAAAUUCUCCAGAUGCAGCUGAGCUUGAAGAGCAAUAUGAUAUAGCCGCUGCGGCUAUGGCUAACCGCAAAGACCCUGGUGUUGUGGUACUUGAUGUUCAACAUAAUCGUCUGCUAGCCGGUUCUAAAAACGAGGUCAAGGCAGUUGACACUAAACGUGGUCGUGAGAGAGGCCAAGUGGAAGAUAAUGAAGACAUGACAAUCGAGGAUAUGGUUCGUGAAGAACGUAAAACUCGCGGUCAAUAUGGUGGAGAAGGAAGGCGAUUAGCCGAGCGCAUUGGUCGCGACGAAAAAUUUCAGAAUGAUUUGGAAUAUAUGGAUGAUAAUGCGGCCAAGCUGGCUAAGAGGGUGCAGCGGUCCGAGAUCGACAUCAAAAACUCAACAAUCCAUGAUUUCCACAGGAUGAACAAGAUCUUGGAUAAUUGCCCUCUUUGUCAUCAUGAAGAUACAAACACACCCCCAAUUGCGCCUGUUAUAUCUCUAGCGACCCGUGUCUUCUUGACACUGCCCACUGAACCCGAACUCAGUGAAGGGGGUGCUACAAUCGUUCCCAUUCAACACAGAACCAAUCUGAUGGAGUGUGAUGAUGACGAAUGGGAGGAAAUCCGCAACUUCAUGAAGAGCCUUACGCGCAUGUAUCACGACCAAGGCCGUGAUGUAAUUUUCUACGAAAACGCAGCUCGGCCUCAACAAAAGCGACACGCAGCUAUGGAAGUAGUGCCUUUGCCAUACAGUAUUGGCGACACCUCCCCAGCAUUCUUUAAGGAGGCUAUUCUCAGCGCCGAGGGCGAAUGGUCUCAGCAUCGCAAGAUUAUCGAUACUCUAGAAGGUGCCAAGAAAGGACUCGGAAGAAAUGCAUUCCGCCGAACACUCGCAAAGGAAAUGCCCUACUUCCACGUCUGGUUUGAGCUGGAUGGUGGCCUCGGCCAUAUUGUUGAAGAUGAGCAACGUUGGCCUCGUGGAGAUUUGUUCGCGAGAGAAAUCAUUGGCGGUAUGCUUGACUCAGCUCCAGACGCUAUUAAGCGACAGGGUCGCUGGCAGAGAGGUAGCGAUCGAAGAGUAGACGGUUUCCGAAAACGUUGGAGGAAAUUUGACUGGACUCGUAUCCUGAUUGAGGGAUAG
Messenger RNA from Penicillium taxi, 2139 nucleotides. Its product is annotated as putative cell cycle control protein (Cwf19). Gene Ontology annotation, biological process: mRNA splicing, via spliceosome. The coding region runs from base 1 to 2139 and encodes 712 amino acids. The transcript has 2 exons. Gene Ontology annotation, cellular component: post-mRNA release spliceosomal complex. Lineage: Eukaryota; Fungi; Ascomycota; Eurotiomycetes; Eurotiales; Aspergillaceae. The record is from RefSeq and is a predicted model, not a curated record.